UAUAAAGAAACUGUUGAAGAGACGUUAUUUAGUUUCUGUUCAUUGUUUUAUUCAUUUUAAACAGGAUAAAGUGUCCAAACACAGAGAAAAACUCCAGCUGAAGCGACUGAUCUCCACACUGUUAUAAAGAUGGUGUUUAUUAAAGAGGAGAGUGAAGAUGUGAAGACUGAAGAAACAUUCAGAGUCAAACAGGAAGAUCUGCAGGAACAAACAGACCUAAUUGAAGAGAAUGAGGGGAGUAAAGAGGAGGAACAUCAUGUCAAAAUUGAGGAAAAAACCCAUUUUCAGACUGAUGGUAUUUUGAAAAGGAAAGACAAGAAUCGUUUCACCUGCACUCAGUGUGAAAAGAGUUUUGUAAGACAAAGCAAUCUUAAAAUUCACAUGAGGAUCCACACUGGAGAAAAACCAUUCACAUGCACUCAGUGUGGAAUGAGUUUCAUCCAAUCAUCACACCUUAAUAAUCACAUGAAAAUCCACACUGGAGAGAAACCAUUCACAUGCACUCAGUGUGCGAAGAGUUUCAGUUUAUCGUCAUCCCUUAAUCUACACAUGAGGAUCCACACUGGAGAGAAACCUUUCAAAUGCACUCAAUGUGGGAAGAGUUUCAGCCAAUCAGCACACCUUAAUGAACACAUGAAGAGGCACACUGGAGAGAAACCAUUCACAUGCACUCAGUGUGGGAAGAGUUUCAGCUGCUCAUCAAACCUUUAUCAACACAUGAGGAUCCACACUGGAGAGAGACCAUUCACAUGCACUCAGUGUGGGAAGAGUUUCAGCUACUCAUCAUACCUUAAUCUACACAUGAGGAUCCACACUGGAGAAAGACGAUUCACAUGCACUCAGUGUGGUAAAAGUUUCAGCAUAUUAUCAUCCCUUAAUAGUCACAUGAGGAUCCACACUGGACGCUUCAGUAAGAAAGAUCCUUCAUCCAGAUCAGUUCAAUCAUCAGUUGUUAGGCAGAACAGGAAAUCUGCACAGAAAAAGUUACACAUACACAUAACAGAGCCUGAAAGAGAGUGAGCCUUCGCCCCUCCCGUCUGUUAUGGUUCCUGUAAAUGAGCAAACUCUGAAAGUGAAAUUGUAACAUUUUGUUGAUAACAAGUACAGAGGAGUUAACUUCUCGGUUAUUAGUCACACGAAGACACAGCUGUUAUGGAGCAAGGUUAGAUGAGGUUAAGCACAUGAGGUUAUAUGAGGAUAAACACAUCAGCAUAAGCUCAUGUAAUUAGUUAAAAACAGAAUUAAACUGUUAAUGCAAGGAUUAGUCUAUUAAUGUAUAGGAUGAAGUUAAAAUAAUCAAAAAAUCCUUCAAGAUGCACGCCAAUGCGUCAGACCAGAAACGCAAGUUCGUGUGUCAAGUUUCGCAGUUCGCCUUGCAAAGUUUAAGCUUGGUAAACUCUGACCUGCGAAAUCGCAUCACUAGACUGUGUGAGACCAAUCGAAGAUCAAAACAUGACCUCUCAUGACUGAAAUGUAAAAUAUGGACCAAUCGCUCACUUUUUUAAUGUCUAAUCAUCUUGUUUAAUCCCGCCCCUUUUCGCAGCGCUGUACAACAGAAUUUCGCAUGCUCAAACUCUAGUGUGAUCGUAGCUUCGGUGUGGGAUGAGUUUCAGCAACUCCUCAUACCUUAAUAAAUACAUGAAGACCCACACUGGAGAGAAGCCAUUCACAUGUACUCAGUGUGGGAAGAGUUUCAACCGAUCAGCAAACCUUAAUGAACACAUGAAGGUCCACACUGGUGUGAAAGAGUAUAUGUGCUUGAGUGUAAGAAGACUUUUAUUACAGCUCCAAAAUUUAAACUGCACCAGACGAUUCACACUGGAGAAACCGUACAAGUGUUCACACUGUGACAAGAGGUUUAAUCAGUUGACACAUCUGAAAACACAAAAGAAGAUUACCACUGGAGAGAUCUGAUCAGUGUCUACAGAGUUUCACUCAUUCGGCGCAGUUUAAUAAACACGUGGACAAAAAGUUGCACACACGACAUGAAUGCAGCAAAACAUUUUCUCAUGUGCACAGGAUGUUUCAUGUCUGAAUAAUGUUUGAAAAGGCUGAGUGAUGGCAUUCUGUUUUUCAACACACCAACACUGCAGUAGGAGGAGUUGUAAAUGUGUUGCGCUUCUCAUGUUUACCGUAAACACAAUGAUGGCGGCUGAGUGAAGAACAGUUUUAUAAACAUCUGGCAAACAGCACCUCUGCAGCUUAAAAUUUCUUUGCAAGUGAUUUUACAGGUGAGGAUAUAUCUGUACUUUACUAUCCAGUGUAUUCAUGUAGCUAGUGUUGUUUUGGAUGAUGUUCUCUGUCUGACUUCCUGAAUGAGAAACAAACCACUGGGCUCCAGGACGGUUAGUUUGCAUCAGCUUAGAUGGCUGGCCAGCUCUAGGAAGAGUCCUGGUGGUUCCAAACAUCUUCCACUUACGGAUGAUGGAAGACACUGUGCUCAUUGGACCUUUCAGAGCAGCAGAAAAUUUUCUGUAACAUUUCCCGGCCUUGUGCCUCGAGACAAUCCUGUCCAGGAGGUGUACAGACAAUGCCCUUGUCUCCAUGCUUGGUUUGUGCUUUGACAUGCUCUGUCAACCCUGAGACCUUAUAUAGACAGGUGUAUGCCUUUCAAAUCAGGUCCAAACAACUGAAUUUGCCACAGGUGAAGUCCAAUUAAGCUGCUGAAACAUCUCAAGAAUGAUCAGUGGAAAGAGAAUGUGGGCUCAGUUUAGAGCUUCACGGCAAAGGCUGUGAAUACUUAUGUACAAGUGAUUUUUCAGCUUUUUUUAUUUUUAAUAAAUUUGCAACAAUUUCAAAAAAACUUUUUCACAUUCUCAUAAAUGGGGUAUUGUGUGUAGAAUUUUGAGGAAACAAAUGAAUUUAAUCCAUUUUUGAAUAAGGCUGUAGCAUAAAAAAAUUCGGAAAAAGUGAAGCGCUAUGAAUACUUUCUGGAUGCACUGUAUAUCUGUCAUUAGAACAGAAACAAGUCGGGGGAGUAAAUCAAGAUCUACCUGAGCUCAAACUCCCCUCUUGCCCUGCAUACGGGAGAGAGGUUAGGGCUUGAGGAUCUUAUGAGCUUAGGGCUCUCUCCCGGGACAGCAUACCAAACAAGUGUGAACUCUUGAAUACAUAUCAAGUUACUGAUAAUGAAACCCUUUGAACACCUGAUUACUUAAAAACUGAAAAGGGGUGAAGAUUUUGACAACUGUUUUUGUAGUGUAGAUCAGGGAUCACAGCCCAGUACCAGGUUGUGAUAUUUGCUACAGUGCUGCAAGAAUGCAAAAUAACUCUAUAUGUUGAUUGAUUCUGUGGCUUGUUUCACAUGCAAACAAGUAUCUGCAUCUGAAAAGGUGUGAACCAAAUGGCCUAUAGGAACUGAAGAGUUGUGACCCAACCAAAGCAGUUGGGUAAUCUCCAGGGGGUUACAUCCUUUGUUAUAAAGUAGUGUCUCACAGAGAGUACUUUGGGUCAAGUUACUUGAAGACCGACGAGUUAACAUCACUGCUGAGGAACUGCACUAUUUAUUGUCUUCAAUAAAGUCUUCUGCCCG
This is a messenger RNA of Danio aesculapii, 3532 nucleotides long. RefSeq names its product gastrula zinc finger protein XlCGF8.2DB-like. The coding region runs from base 130 to 1020 and encodes 296 amino acids. The record is from RefSeq and is a predicted model, not a curated record. NCBI's taxonomy places the organism in Eukaryota, Metazoa, Chordata, Actinopteri, Cypriniformes, Danionidae. Gene Ontology annotation, biological process: regulation of transcription by RNA polymerase II. The transcript has 2 exons. Gene Ontology annotation, molecular function: DNA-binding transcription factor activity; RNA polymerase II cis-regulatory region sequence-specific DNA binding.